AUGCGCUCCGGAGACGCGUCCAUUGUGCACAUGGCGGCUGACAAAGUUGCCAUCCUCACGGACGACGAGGACGAGCAGAAUCGCCGCUAUGUCCUGGAGCGCUCCUUCAACUCUGCCACGCUGCAGACUCACUCCUCCCCCACAUCCCCGUCACCGCCCCCUCCCCUGCCCCUGGCCCCGCCCCCUCAGCCCGACCCGGUGGGCUGCUGCGGGAGGCUGCUGCUGCGCGUCAACACUCGCCUCCUGGUCUCCAAAGUCUUCUACUUGUUCUUCUACGCGGCGUACGGCUCGCUGCAUCCGUUACUCGCCGUCUACUACAAGCAGCUGGGAAUGACGGCCAGCCGCAGCGGAAUGCUGGUGGGAAUCCGGUACUUCAUAGAGUUCUGCAGCGCCCCCUUCUGGGGAGUGGUGGCCGACCGCUUCAAGAAGGGUAAAGUAGUGCUGCUGUUUUCGGUCUUCUGCUGGCUCACUUUUAACUGUGGCAUUGGCUUCGUGAAACCGGCGGAGAUGACAUGUGAGGAGACUCUAUUACCCAGAACAACGACCACCACCACCACCAGCGUUGCCGCCACGACUUUUAUUCUGUCUUCUACCUUGUUACCUGUUACUACUUUCCUUCCAAUAAAUACCACCACUUUGCUUAGAAACUCGACUGGGGUAAACAGUAACAGCACUUCUACACUGGAGCGUAGAAAAAUGCGCGCUCUCCCAGUCACAGCACCUUCCCUAAUGAGUCUGACCCCUCUCAAAAUCACCGAAGCUCCUGCCACCAUCCCUGUGGCUCCUCCCACUCUCACCGAGGCUGCUCCCGCCAUCCCAGAAGCUAAUCCCACUCUCACAGAGGCCCCUCCAACCACCACAAAAGCAACAACUAUCCCCACCGUGGCUCCUCCCAUUCCUGAGACUCCUCCCACUGUCACAGAGGCCCCUCCAACCACCACAGAGGCAACUACUAACCCCACCGUGGCUCCUCCCAUUCCCGCCGUGCCGCCUCCCAUUCCCACCCUUGCUCCUCGCAUCCUCACCGUGGCUCCGCCCACUAUCACCGGGGUGCCCCAAGACCUCGCUCCCAAUUCCACCGGCGCCCCCGUCACCACACAGGUCUUCACCAACUCCUCCACCCCCAGCCCGACCAACCACACCCAGCCUCCGCCUCCCCCCUCCCCCACCCCCACCUCUGAGCACGAGUACCACAUCUUGUACAACCCGGACCAGGUGGAGGCCAUCUUUCUCCUCAUCCUGCUCGUGGUCAUCGUCGGCGAGUUCUUCAGCGCGCCCGCCAUCACCAUCGUGGACACAGUGACGCUGCAGAUCCUGGGGCGCGCUCGGGACCGCUACGGCCUCCAGCGCAUGUGGGGGUCCCUGGGGUGGGGGCUGGCCAUGCUGCUGGUGGGCAUCGGCAUCGACCACACGCACGUCUCCGUGGCGAUCGAGGGCCUGGGCUGCGUGGUGCCCGAUUUCCGGCGCCACGACUACCGCAUCGCCUUCAUCGUGUUCGGCGUGCUGAUGGGCGUGGCGCUCGCCGUGGCCACGCAGUUCCACUUCGAGGAGGGGGAGGGGUACAUAUCCGAGGGGGCGGAGGAGGGGGGGGUGGUGGAGCAGGAGCGGGAGAACGGCCCGGGACAGCCGCAGUCGCCUCCGCCUCCCCCGCCCUCGGACCACGGUGGCGCGCCUGAGCAAGAGUUCCAUUUCACCAGCCUCCUGAAGCUUCUGUGCAGCGUGCGCUACGGCUCCGUGCUGUUCGUGGCCUGGUUCAUGGGCUUCGGCUACGGCUUCGUCUUCACCUUCCUCUUCUGGCACCUGGAGGACCUGAAGGGAACCACCACCCUGUUCGGCGUCUGCUCGGUGCUCAGUCACGUCUCCGAGCUCGCCGCCUACUUCACCAGCCACAAACUCAUCGAGAUGGUGGGACACGUCAGGGUCCUGUACAUCGGUCUGGCCUGUAACACGGCUCGGUAUUUGUACAUCUCCUACAUCACCAACGCCUGGGCUGUGCUGCCCAUGGAGAUCCUGCAAGGAGUGACCCACGCCUCAGUCUGGGCCGCCUGUAUCUCCUUCCUGAGUGCCGCGGUCCCCCCCGCCCUCCGCACCUCUGCGCAGGGUAUCCUCCAGGGGCUGCACCUGGGCCUGGGCCGCGGCUGUGGGGCCAUGAUCGGGGGAGUCUUUGUCGGAUACUUCGGAGCGGCUAACACAUUCCGGGGCAUCGGCAUGGCCUCCCUCGUCAUCCUCCUCCUGUUCGCCUUCAUCCAGUCUGUGACCAGCAAGAGCCAAGACAAAGAGAGCCAGAUGCUUGCAGAGAACAUCCCAGUGCCCUCCAGCCCAGUGCCCAUUGCCACCAUCGACCUGGUCCAGAGCACCAGCUCCGCGGGCAGUCUGACCCCCUCUGUCCCUCUGAGGAAGACCAAGCACCAGGAGGAGCAGGAGGACCGCUGCCGCCCGGCCUGGGUGCUGGCAGGAGCCCCCUGGGUCACCAUCGCCUUUGCUGUUCUGCAGAUCAAAGAAGUGCUGAGGCCAGGAGCCACGGAGCCCUCAGAGAGCCAGCCGCUGCAGCAGGCGUCUAAGGAGUCGGACUCGCAGCCCGACCCUGAGCAGAACGGGAACACCUCUGGACAAAUGAGCACGCAGCAGCCCUCGCCCUCCACCAAUGAGACCGACUUGGAGCAGGAAGUGGCACAGGAUAACCCCACCUUCCAACCAGACUAG
Messenger RNA from Knipowitschia caucasica, 2703 nucleotides. NCBI's taxonomy places the organism in Eukaryota, Metazoa, Chordata, Actinopteri, Gobiiformes, Gobiidae. The record is from the annotation of a GenBank genome assembly.